CUAGAAUCCAUGUCCUUGUCACAGUGCCUGAAUCAUAAUUCCAACUUUGGCAAUCAAGAAAAAAGGGUAUCACCUAGGUUUCACUCUAUGAAGUAUGAGUUACCUGAUGGGGGCAAUUUUUUGGGAGGGAGAAGACUGUUAGGCAUGUGGAGGAUGGGAGUUCUUUGUUCUAUGAUGCAAUGAUGACCUCAGGGUAAACUGCCAGCAGGCUGAGGAAAAUGGAAUGGCUGCUAGAGGACCUGUUUGGGGCUGAGGGGGCCAUGGGGCUUCUCUGGGGCCAGCUGGCCCAUGUCCUGGCCUGCAGGUACUGUGGCAGCAGCUGCCUCGAGAGUCCAGGGAAUCUGGUGAUACUAUUCUUGUUCAUGGUUUGGCAGAUCCGGAGGUGGUGGCAGCUUCAGCCCUGGUACUCUGGGGACAUGAUGCAAGGCAAGGGCCUACCAUUUAUGUACCUUGUGGCUUUCCUUGAUUAUCUGUGGAAGCAGAAGUCAGAGAAGGAGGGGGAAAAGGAAGAAGAGGAAGAUGACGUCACAUCUCUGGAUUCAUGUUCUCUUCUCAAAGAAGCUCCUGUUGGACAGCAAGCCACCACAACCCCAUCCCAGUUAUCCUGUGUUUCUGAGGGCCUCCACAAGGCCAUUGCGACACCAGAGCAAGGACUCACACAGACCCCAAGCCCUUCCAAAUCCUUCCCCACCUUUCAAAUCCUGACCAACCUGCCUGUGAGGCACAAGACAUCAGGAAGCCAUCUGCAGCAGAGAAAAAGUCAGUUCUUCUGGGGUCUCCCCUCUCUGCACAGUGAAUCCUUGGAGGCCAUCUUCCCAAGCUCAGGUGGCCCCUCUCCCCUGAAGUUGUCUGUUGGUCCUUCUAUCUUCUUCAACAAGCUUGUCUUCCUGACUAGGUCCAACCUGCUUCUUCCACAGUAUUGCUCCCCAACCCAGCAUCCCACCCAUGAAGUCCAUACUACGAAAGAUCUGGAAGGGAUGGCCUGCGGUUUUCAGCAACUUCCUCCACUGUCUUCCCUUCCUGUCCCGUCACUAUCCCUCUUUCCCAUGGACCACAAAGGAGUCCCAUCUGAUGCUGAGGUACAUACACAGUGCCUUCCACAGCAGAGAGAGGUCCCUGGGGUCUCUGAGGAUCAAGCACUGCACCCACUGCCUGAAUUCCAAAGGACCAGACCUUUCAAGCUCUUCUCAUCUGAGGUCUGGCUGGGGAUGCGAUGGGAUCCCAGCAUCCAGAGACACAGUCUAGAUUUACUUCCUGCCUCUCUGCUGUAUCCCUCUACCGUUCUGGGAGUCCUGACUAGGUUUGAGGCCCCUUGGGAGACAAAUGAGUAUCCCAAAACCUUUGAGCCAGCAAUAUCAGCUCCCAGUCCAACCUCAGCCUCCUUGCCAGAACUCCAGGGAGUCAGCCCUAUAGGAGGCCUAUCUGGACUGAAGGUCUUCUGGAAAACCACAAGGCAGAGAGAGAGUCCUCAGACCUCUGAAACACCAAUCCUAAUCCCUUGCCAAUCUGUAACUCCCAAGACAAAGCCUCAAGGAACUGGUAGCCCUCUAAGAGCUCCAUCUCUGGCUCUCAGCCCACCCCUAGCUCUUGUUCUGGAGCUGCUCAGAGUUAGCCCCACGGAGAUCCUGAUAGAUUCUGAAGCUAGAAGUGGGGACAUACAAAGGAGAAAGAACUCCUGGGCCUCUGAGCUCCCAACUGGAGUCAGCCCCUUGAGAGUCCUUUCUGACUCUGAGCCUCUUGGGGUAGACAUGGAGCAGAAGGAAAUCUGUUGUGUGCCUGCCUCCCCAAUGUGGGGCCCCAGCCCAUCCCCAAACUCUAUGUCGAAGUUGCUUGUCAGUGGGCUUAUCAGAGACCAGUGCAGCUCUAAGCCUGAGGGAGAAGCAAUAGAGCAGAGAGAAAACUGCUGGGCCACUGAGCUCCUAGCCCUAACCCCCAGUUCAUUCUCUGCUCCUUUACCAGAUCCACACAUUGACCUUGAGGUCAUGUGCAGGAAUGUGCAACAAAGAGGGUACCCUCAGGGCCCCAGCCCUCCAGCAGCAGAUCCCCUGCAGCCAAUACUCUGGCUUCCCACCCUAGCUGAAGCUCUGAAGAUCAAGCCCAACCAGCCUGGCUUACUCAAAGGAGAGCUAUUCCCAGGGGCUAAGGCAGAGAUUUCAUCCUUCCAGGGAGAGGCUGUCCUAGAGAUGCCCAUACAUUCUGGGAGCCAGGCCUGGCACUGGAGUAGAGAGUUGGAACUCAAACUGAAGAAACUGCAGCAGAACCCUACUUCCAGAUCCUUUGGUCCAAGUCAACCAUUUGGCAGCUCCCCUACCCUGAGCUCCACAACUCUAGGCACCUGGAGACUCUCUUCCUGCCCCCCACCGAAGCAUCUCCACAGUCUGCACCCCGACUCUUCAAGCUGCCAUCACCUGAAAGUUCAGAGCACAGUAACUCAGCCUGUGCAGGCCUCUCACUGUUAUCACUCCCACUCCUCUUCCCAGCCUCAGCCACGAGGGUCUGGCAGGGCAGAACAAAGAUCUGAGAGAGAGAAAAGAAUGGAGAUGAUGGCCCAGGUCUCAUCCCAGGGGCAAUGCAUUCACAAUGGGACUGGUGAGAACUGCCCAGGCCAGGGACAGCCCUCAAACCCUGAGGUUCCAGCUUCAGGCAAGACACAGGACAAGACUCUAGCCCUCUCUUCAAUUAAAAAGAGAGACAGCCCCUGGAAACCCAAAGUAGAAGAUCACGGAGGAGGUGACAUAAGAUUAGAGUCAUCAACAGUUACACGGAAGAGUCACCCAGCCCAGGCCAGACUAGCUGAUGCCUCAGUAAGCAGACUUUCCCAAAAAUCUCAGCAUAGCCACCAGAGCUCUCGACACAGUGCUCUCCCACAGCAACGUCACUCUAAGGCUGCAGGUCCCCAAGAUCGGCAAGGGGCAGGGCUGGGAGCUGGUGACACCCUGACCCCUCGGCACUGUAAGCACUACUCUUGGGCCCACAUGGAGAAGCACCUCUCCUCCCCUACACCUCAGGCUUCUCUUAUCAAGGGUCUGCAAAAGAUUUUUGCCAAGUGUCUGGGUAUCCAUGGACCCUUGUCCCCUAAAUCCCGUGAGGAAAAGCUGGUAGUACUGGCACCCAGUAACUGGAGAUCUGAAGCCAAACCAUUUGGGAGGUGUGGAGACAAGCAGAGGAAAUCCUAA
This is a messenger RNA of Manis javanica (Malayan pangolin), 3176 nucleotides long. RefSeq names its product SPATA31 subfamily G member 1 (gene SPATA31G1). Lineage: Eukaryota; Metazoa; Chordata; Mammalia; Pholidota; Manidae. The record is from RefSeq and is a predicted model, not a curated record.